UUCCUACUGAUUUCUGUGUGCAGGCAGGACUCCUUGCCAGCUACCUGUGGUGGUGCUGCAGACAGCUGUGUACGGGCAUGUCCUGUGUACUGCUGCCCCCUACCUGUGGCAGCGUUACCUGCAUGUGCUGCUGACUUCCUCCUUGUCCCAGCGCCAUGUGAUUAGUGCAGCAGUUUGCUACUUGCAUUUUACCAAUAAUUCUACCCUUCCCUAGGUGUCCUCUCCCUCAUUGUCCCUGCCAGCAGCCUGACGUUCACUAUGACCCCCUCUGCCCUCUUCAUAUUUGGGUGUUUGCUGUAUUAUGCUGCAGCAUCGUCUGAUCCCCCAAACAUCAUCCUGAUUUUUGCUGAUGACCUUGGCUAUGGUGACUUGGGGUGCUAUGGACACCCUACUUCCCUUACUCCUAAUCUUGACAGAAUGGCAGCCCGAGGACUACGUUUCACAGAUUUCUACGCUAGUGGCGCUUUGUGCUCGCCUUCCAGAGCCGGCCUCCUGACGGGUCGUUUUCAAACCCGUUCUGGAGUGUACCCUGGAGUGUUUUACCCCAGCUCCGUGGGUGGACUUCCUCUGAGUGAGAUUACUAUUGCCGAGGUACUACAAUCUCGUGGGUAUGUCACUGCCAUGGCAGGCAAAUGGCAUCUGGGACUGGGACGUAAUGGGACUUUCCUGCCCACACGUCAAGGAUUUGAGCACUUCUUGGGUGUUCCUUAUUCACAUGAUCAGGGUCCUUGUCAGAAUUUGACAUGUUUUCCUCCAGACACACUGUGCUACGGGACAUGUGACUUGGGGGAGACUCUUCUGCCAGUGUUCAUUGAUGAGAGGAUCCUACAACAACCGGUGAACUUUCCUGGACUGGUUCCUCUAUAUCAGCAGUUCAGCAAAGAAUUUAUUCAUAAAGCAGUGAGCGAAAAGAAGCCGUUCUUUCUGUACUAUGCUUCACACCAUACUCAUUACCCUCAGUUUGCAAGUGCCCGAUAUGCAGGGCAUUCUCCAAGGGGAAAAUUUGGAGAUGCACUGCUGGAAUUGGAUGGAACAGUAGGGGAGCUGAUAUCAUCUGUGUGGGAUAUGGGUGUUCAGAACAACACACUAAUCAUCUUUACUUCUGACAAUGGACCUGAGACCAUGCGUAUGGAGAGAGGAGGUAGCUCUGGGCUCCUGAAGUGUGGCAAAAGUACAACUUAUGAAGGAGGGUUACGAGAACCUGCUAUUAUGUAUUGGGAAGGAAAAAUAAAACCAGGAGUGACCUCGGAGCUGGCCAGCACUCUGGACAUUCUGCCUACUGUAGCAUCUCUAACAGGCACCCCUCUUCCCAAAGUCACAUUGGAUGGAUAUGAUCUAAGUAGACUUCUUAUUAAUGGAGAAAAGAGUCCAAGGAAUACUUUUUACUAUUAUCCUCCAUCUAUUGAUCCAACCAGAGGGAUCUACGCCCUGAGGAUGGGAAAAUACAAGGCUCAUUUCUAUACAGAGGGAGCAUUUCACAGUGAGACAACUCCAGAUCCAGACUGCCACAUCACUGCGCUGCUGACUGAGCAUAACCCGCCUCUGCUGUUUGAUCUCGACACAGACCCCGCUGAGAACUAUAACUUACUGAAACCGGUUAUCCCUAAAGAGCUCCAACCAAUUGUAAAUGAAAUCCAAAAUGAACGGGAAAGAUUUCUCAAGAGUAUGACUUAUGCAGAAAGUGAGCUUAACAAAGGCGAGGACCCAUCGCUGAGACCAUGUUGUAACCCAGAAUGCACUCCUAAGCCAAACUGUUGCCGCUGUUAAACCUCACACUCAGAUCUUCUGAAUAGGCCUCAGGUCAAGUGUCUUAAAUCCAAAGAAGUCUCUCAUGAGAAGUCAUGGAUGAAGAUGCAAGUUAUCUUUUUUUUCAUUUACAAAUGCAGUUUUGAGGGUUUUUUUUGUUUUUUAAGCAAAAGCUUGUUGAUGCUAAAAAAGAGGAUUUUCUUUGUGCAUUGUAUCCUAAAUAAUCCACACCUGGCUUUGGCUAAAAGAAAUUGCACUAGAAAUGGCUUAAAUUAUUAUUAUUAUUUUUUUCAUAAGAAGACUUCAGUAUUUCAACCAGAGAAGUGUUAUAGGUUCCUGUAACUUCCAUUCCUUUCAGUAGAGAAUGACUGUGCAUGUGUGGCCACCUCUGCAUAGAAAACUGGAAAUAGAGUGUACUUGUUCUCGAGGUUGGACCAUCACCAGUAUAACACUUAAAGUGGUUAUCUAGUCAGGGGGGCACCACCAAUGAAGCCAAGUAAGGUGAUCGCCUCAGGCAGCACCAGGUAGGGGCGGGGGAGGGGGGGGGCAGCUGAAUGGCCAUGAGUUGACAGGGUUAGGCUAAGAAAUUGGCAUUGGGGAGGUGGGGUGUUUAAGUUUUCGCCUCAGGCAGCAGAAAGGCUAGGUGCACCACUGUAUCUAGUGAUUAGAUUAAUAUUGAUGACCUAUCCUCAGGAUAGGUU
Messenger RNA from Bufo gargarizans (Asiatic toad), 2447 nucleotides. RefSeq names its product arylsulfatase A (gene ARSA). The record is from RefSeq and is a predicted model, not a curated record. Gene Ontology annotation, molecular function: arylsulfatase activity. The transcript has 8 exons. Lineage: Eukaryota; Metazoa; Chordata; Amphibia; Anura; Bufonidae. Bases 259 to 1767 code for a protein of 502 amino acids.